Messenger RNA from Nycticebus coucang (slow loris), 8656 nucleotides. RefSeq names its product golgin A2 (gene GOLGA2). NCBI's taxonomy places the organism in Eukaryota, Metazoa, Chordata, Mammalia, Primates, Lorisidae. The record is from RefSeq and is a predicted model, not a curated record. The coding region runs from base 126 to 3401 and encodes 1091 amino acids. Gene Ontology annotation, cellular component: Golgi apparatus; Golgi cis cisterna; Golgi cisterna membrane. The transcript has 27 exons. Gene Ontology annotation, biological process: spindle assembly; Golgi organization. Gene Ontology annotation, molecular function: protein binding.
CUGGUCCCGCCUGUUCUGGCUCAGUUGCACUUCUGCGCGGUAGCAAGCGGAAGUAAUUUCGCGGGGGUUGCCGGGAUCUCUUGAAGAGUUCCCGUAUAUCCCGCUCUCCCCCUCCCCCCCACGGGAUGUCGGAAGAAACCCGACAGCAAAAAUUGGCCUCGGCCAGGAAAAAGUUGCUAGAAUUUCAGCGGAAGCACAAUCUGCCAUCUUCUUAUACAAAGAAGAAGAAGAAAGUAAAAAAUGAUGGUAGCUCUGAGUCAGCUACUUCUGAUGAUUGCCACUCACCUGAAGAUAUUCAGGACAUUCUGAAGGUGCUGGUGUCCGACCUUAACCAUUCCAAUGGGGUAGCGCUCCCCCCAUUGGACAAGUGGAAGGCUCCCAAAGACUGUGAUGCCCCUGUACCACCGUCUGCUGAUGACACUGUGUCACCUGGCAGUGUCCCUUCCCUUGAUGUGCCACCAUCUCCUGAUGACACCGUGUCACCUUAUGGUGUUCCUUUCCCUGAUGCACCACUGUCUGCUGAUGACACUGUGUCACUUGACGCUGUCCCUUCCUCUAAUACACCACCAUCUGCUGAAGACACCUUGCCACCUGACGGUAUCCCUUCCUCCGAUGCGCCACCAUAUGGUGAUACCAUGUCACCUAGCGUCCCUUCCACUGAUGCUGGUUGCACUAGCAUGGAGUCACCUGAGAACCUUGAUGCUGAUGAAAUCUCUCAUCUUAUGGAUGAAAUCGAGACUUUCUCAUCGACUGAGAGCCUGCGACAGCUUUCUCAACAUAUCAAUAGUCUUGUGUCUGAGUCUACAUCCUAUGUCAAUGGAACAGGCCUUUCAUCAUCCAUUAACCUGAAGGAUUUGGAGAGCCGGUACCACGAGCUAGCGGUAGCCCUGGACUCCAGCUAUCUAACAAACAAACAACUCAGUAGCAAAGUAGAGGAAUUGCAAGAGAAGAACCAAGAACUUACGGAUCAGCUAGAAAAAGAGAGAAAAGAAUAUCAGCAAAAGUUUAUGAAAGAACAGGGGGCCCUGCGGGAACAACUGCAGGUUCACAUUCAGACCAUAGGGAUCCUGGUGUCUGAGAAGUCAGAUCUUCAUUCAGCACUGGUGCAUACUCAGCAGGCAGUCAGGCAGAAAGAAGGAGAGUCUGAGGAUCUUGCCAAUCGCCUACAGUCUUCCCGGCAGCGUGUAGGAGAGCUGGAGAGGACUCUGUCUGCUGUUUCCACCAAGCAGAAGCAGAUGGAAAAGAUCAACAAGGAAUUAACCAAAGAGAGAGAUGCCCUCAAGCUGGAGUUGUGCAAGAAUAACAUAAACAAUGAGGACCUGAAGCAGGUGAAGUCAGAACAGCAAGAGAAGCUUCGCUUCCUGGAGUCUGAGAAGGUGGUCCUGCAGCAGCAGUUUGAGGAACUACAAAAGAAACUGGACUUGUCUGAGCUCCUGCUGCUGCAGUUCACUAGCCCAUCUGAAGCCCUUAAUAGCAACCAGCAAUUACAACAGGCCUUGGAGGAGCGGGCAAAGCUGGAGAAACGUGUGGCUGAGCUUACUGAGCUGAUGAAAGGACUACAGAUGGACAGGGACCAUUAUUUAGAGACUCUGAAAGGAGAUAAUGCCAUGUGGCAGGAGAAGAUGCAGCAAAUGUCAGAGAAGAUGCGAAUAUUGAAGGAGGAGAAGGAGCAGAGUCUGACUCAGGUGCAGGAGCUAGAGAUCAGCUUGGCUGAACUGAGGAACCAGACAGCUGAAGCUCCAUCCCCAAUGCCCCCUGCUGGGCCCUCAGAGGUGGAACAGCGACUGCAAGCUGAAGCUGAGCAUUUGCAAAAGCAGCUGGAAAGCCUGGCAGGACAGCUGCGUGACCAGGUGCAAGACAACGAGGGUUUGAUUCGCCUGAACCUGGAGCAGGGGCAGCGGCUACGGGAGCUGGAGCAGGAAGCCGAAAUCUGGGGUGACCAGGCGGAAGAGCGCAAGAAGAUUCUGGAGACCAUGCAGAAUGACCGUGCCACCAUCAGCAUUGCCGUUUCCCAGAACCUUGAGCUCAAGAACCAGCUGGCGGAGCUACAGGAUGGCUUCAUCAAGCUGAGCAAUGACAAUAUGGAAAUUUCCAAUGCACUACAGUCCGAGCAGCAUGUGAAGAAGGAGCUGGCUAAGAAGCUGGGCCAACUACAGGAAGAGCUAGGAGAGAUGAAAGAGACGGUGGAACUGAAGAAUGAAGAGGCGAAGAGUCUGCAGCAGGAGAGAGAUCAGUAUCUGAUCUACCUGCAUCAGUACAUGGCCGCCUAUCAGCAGCAUGCGAACACCUAUCAGCAGCUGAUGUCAGAGAAGGAGUCACUGCACAGGGAGCUCCUACAGCAGACCCAGGCCAUGGAGCAGCUGCAACAAGAGAAAGCUCAGGGUGCAGUGGCAGCCGAGGUGGCCCUCCACGAAUUGCAGGAGACCCAGGAGCGCCUAGAAGCCGCCAGACAGCAGAACCAGCAGCUGCAGGCCCAGCUGAGCCUAAUGGCUGAUCCUGGGAAGGGAGAUAUGCUGGACAAGGGUGGACAGAAGGAGGGUCUGGUGAAAGAGGGAGCAGAGAAGGAGGCAGCAAUGAAGACAGAGACACCUGAGAAUGAAGGAGCAGAGGAGAAGGGAGUGGAGGAGGAAGAGGAAGCAACAGAUGAGGAGGCCUGUAGGCCCAUGCUGAGCAUCUCGGAGGACCUAGAUAGCAAAGAAGCCAUGCUGGUCCCAGCCCAGAAGAAGCUGGAAGACACAGCCUCAGCCUGUGAAAUUGGGGGUGACUUUGUGUCUGGGGAAAUCCAUCGGGCUCUACAGGUGGACAUGGAGAAACUUGAGAACCACUUUAUGAAGGUCAUGCAGGAGAAGGCGGACCUGAAGGAACAGGUGGAGGGACUGGAACAUCGCUGCAUCCAGCUGUCUGGAGAGACAGACACCAUCGGUGAGUACGUCACAUUGUACCAAUGUCAGAGGCUAGCGCUGAAGAAGCGGCAGCAGGAGAAUGAGGAGUAUGUGAGCCGGAUGGCGCAGGAAAAAGAGGAAAUGAAGGUGAAAUUACUGGAGCUGCAGGAGCUAGUGGUACAACUUGUGAGCCAGCGCAACGAGUGGCAUGGCAAAUUCCUGGCAGCUACCCAGAGCCCUGCUGAGGAGCCCACUUCAAAGCCCGCAGCCCCCCAGGAGCUUGGAGCUACCAACAAGCAGAGUGAUUUUUAUGAGGUGAACCUCAGUGACAACAUGGAGCCUGCACGAGGAGAGGCCAGGGAGGGGUCUCCACCUGAGGACCCCACUACUCAGCAGAUCAUGCAACUGUUGCGUGAAAUCCAGAACCCGCAGGAACGCCCAGGCUUGGGCAGCAACACCUGCCUCCCCUUAUUUUACCGUGCUGGUGAAAACAACACUUUGAAGAUCCUGGUUGUCUAAAAAUCUUAUAGCGUCAGCAAGGCGUGGAGGAGUGGCGCUGCCACCAUGCCAUCUCUGUCACUCCCAGUCACCCCUUUCUCCUUAGAUUAGCAAGAUAAGACCCCUGUCUGAUGUGGGAAGAUAAGCCGAUGCAGACCUUUUGUCAUGUAGACCAGGACUAAAUCUCAGUAUUUUUUUUAUUAUUUUCAGGCGACCUUGCAAUAUUAAAAAAAAUUUAGAGCCAGGCACGGUAGCUCAUGCCUGUAAUCCUAGCACUCUGGGAGGCCAAGGUGGUGGAUUGCCUGAGCUCACAAGUUUGAGACCAGCCUGAGCAAGAGCAAGACCCCCAUCUCUAAAACUAGCUGGGCAUUGUGGUGAGCGCCUAUAGUCGCAAUUAUUUGGGAGGUUGAGGUAAGAGGAUAACUUGUAGCCAAGAGUUUGAGGUUGUGGGUGGCGCCUGUGGCUCAAAGGAAUAGGGCCCAUAUGCCAGGUGUGGUGGGUUCAAACCCACCCCUGGCCAAAAACUGCAAAAAAAGAAAAUAAAAAUAAUAAGAGUUUGAGGUUGAUAUGAGCUAUGACACCACAGUACUCUACUGAGGGCGACAAAGUGAGACUGUUUGGAAAAAAAAAAAAAUUUUUUUUUUUUUCGACUAUUUUUCUUCUUAAGUGGGUAAGAGAAAUUAAGGGAUGUGGGGGGGAAAAAAGAGUAGAAAUAAAAAUUAUUUUCCUUAGUUGGAUUUAAAAAUAAGAAUAAUAAUAAUUAUUAUUUUAUUUAUUUAUUUAUUUUUGAGACAAAAAUCUCACUCUGUUGCCCACCGGGGAGAGUGCUGUGGCAUCAUCACAGCUCACAGCAACCUCAAUCUCUUGGGCUCAGGUGAUCUUAUUACCUGCCUCAGCCUCCUCAAUAGCUGGGAUUACUGGCACUUGCCACAAUGCUUGAUUAGGUUUUCUAUAAAAAUAAAUUGAGAUUAUUUUCCUUAGUUGGAUUAAAAAAUUAGAUUUUUCCUUAGAUUAAAAAAAUUUUUUUUUAGAAUUUUUUUUUCUCUUAGCCGGAUGAAAAAUACUUUUUGGAUUAUAUUCCUGCUUAACUAGAGUAAAAAAAGAUUUAGAUUAUUUUCCUUAGCAGGAUAAAAAAAAAAUUGUGUUACAUCCCUGCUUAGAUAGAUUAAAAACUUUUUUAGAUUAUUUAUGAUCAUAGCAGGAUAAAAAACAAAUUCAUUUCCCAUCAUAACUGGAUUUUAAAAAUGAGGAGUGGGAGAAAAAAAGAAAAACCCAAAAUUUGUUUCCUAUCUUAGCCGGAUUUAAAAAUAAAUUUUGAUUAUUUCCCUUCUUAACUGGAUAAAAUAUUUUAAAAAAAUAUUUUAAAGGGAGAGAAAAUAAUAUAAAAAAGUAUAUUUUCCUUCUUAGCUGGCUUUUUUAUUUUUUUUUUGAGGCAGAGUUAGAGUGCCUUGGUGUCAGCCUAGCCCACAGCAACCUCAAACUCCUGGGUCAAGUGGUCCUCCUACCUCAGCCUCCUGAGCUGGGACUACAGGUGCCUGCCACAACACCCAUUUCAUUUUUUCUAUUUUUAGUAGAGACAGGGUCUUGCUUUUGCUAAAGCUGGUCUCAAACUCCUGAGUUCAAGGGAUCCUCCUGCCUUAGCCUCUGAGAGUACUAGGAUUUCAGGCAUGAGCCACUUGUCCUGGCCUCUUAGUUGAUUUUAAAAAUAAAUUUACAUUAUUUCUUUUCUUAGUUGGAUUUUUAAAAUUGGAUUAUUUCCUUACAUUUAAAAAAAUUUAGAUUAUUUUCCUUCUUAGCUAGAUAGGAAAAAAUUUUUUUGAUUAUAUUCCUGUUUAACCAGAGUAAAAAAAAGUUUAUUUCUCUUAGGAUAAAAAAUAAAUUUGGAUUACAUCCCUGUUGAGGUAGAUUUAAAAAAUUUUUUUAGAUUAUUUAUCAUCAUAGCUAGAUUAAAAAUUUUUGGAGGCAGGAGGAAAAGAAAUAGAACAAAAAACAAAAAAUCUUAUCUCCCCCAGCUGGAUUAAAAACAAUUCAGGGGUUUAAAAAAAUAAUAAUAACUUAGGGGUGGUGAAGAAAAAAAUUUUUUUUUUUUUGUAAAGAAUCUCUCUUUAUCGCCCUUGGUAGAGUGCUGUGGCAUUGCACAGCUCACAACAACCUCCAAAUCCUGGGCUUAGGCGAUUCUCUUACCUCAGCCUCCUGAGUAGCUGGUACUACGGCGCUUGCCACAACGCCUGGCUAUUUUUUUUUUUUUUUUUUUUGCAGUUUGACGGGGCCAGAUUUGAACACACCACCCUCAGUAUAUGGGGCCAGCGCCCUACCCACAGAGCCACAGGUGCCGCCCAGAAAUAAACUUUUUUUUGUUUUUUGUAGAAACAGAGUCUCACUUUAUGGCCCUAGGUAGAGGGCCAUGGCCUCACACAGCUCACAGCAACCUCCAGCUCCUGGGCCUAAGUGCUUCUCUUGCCUCAGCCUCCCGAGUAGCUGGGACUACAGGCUACCGCCACAACGCCCGGCCAGAAAUAAACUUUUUUUUUUUUUUUUUAUUUAUUAAACUAUUUUUUUUUUUUUUUUUUUGUAGAGAUAGAGUCUCACUGUACCACCCUCGGGUAGAGUGCCGUGGCGUCACACGGCUCACAGCAACCUCUAACUCUUGGGCUUCCGCGAUUCUCUCGCCUCAGCCUCCCGAGUAGCUGGGACUACAGGCGCCCGCCACAACGCCCAGCUAUUUUUUUGUUGCAGUUUGGCUGGGGCUGGGUUUGAACCCGCCACCCUCGGCAUAUGGGGCCAGCGCCCUACUCACUGAGCCACAGGCGCCGCCCCAGAAAUAAACUUUUUAAGAAAGAAAAAAUAUUUCCUUUCUCAGCUGGAUUAUAAAAUGAGGAAAUUUGGGUGGGGAGGAAGAAAAAAUUUGAAAAACAAAACCAGGCUUGGUGCCUGUGGCUCAAGCUGCUAAGGCACCAGCCACAUACACCUGAGCUGGCAGGUUCCAAUCCAGCCUGGGCCCACCAAACAACAAUGAUGGCUGCAACCAAAAAGUAGCCGGGAGUUGUGGCGGGCGCCUGUAGUCCCAGCUACUUGGGAGGCAGAGGCAGGAGAAUCACUUGAGCCCAGGAAUUGGAGGUUGCUGUGAGCUGUGAUGCUAUGGCACUCUACCCAGCUCUACCCAGGGCAACAGCUUGAGGCUCUGUCUCAAAAAAAAAAAAAAAAAGAAAACCAAAACCAAAUUUUGGGUUAUUUCCAUUUUUAGCUGGAUUAAAAAAAUUAUUUUCCUUCUUAGCAGGAUAAAAAAAAUUGGAUUAUACACUUUCAUAGUUGAAUUUAAAAAAUUAAAUUAUUUCUUUUAGCUAGAUGAAAUAAAUUGGAUUUUUUCUCUUAUUAGCUGGAGAAAAAAUGUUUUUAGAUUAUUUCCUUUCUCUGAUGGACAAUAAAAAAAAUUUAGAUUAUUUCCCUUUUGGCUGAAUGAUCUAAAAUUUUUUUAUCUACCAAUGAGGGAAAGUAAUCCAAAUUUAUUUUAUCUACCUAUGAAGACAAAUAAUCUAAAACUUUUUUAACCAGUUAAGAAAGGAAUUAUAUAGGAUUAUGAGCCAAUCAUUUUUUAUCCUCUUAAAAAGAAAAAUAAAGUUUUUAAAAAUCUAGCUACGACUGGAAAUAAUCCAAUUUUUUUCCUUCUUAACUGUGUAAAAAAUUUAGGGGUGGGGGAGAAAAAAUAGGAAGAAACCAAAAAUGGUGGCUUGGCGCCUAUAGUUCAGCAGCUAGGUCACCGGCCACAUACACCAGGGCUUGUGGGUUCGAACCUGGCCUGGGCCUGCCAAACAACAAUGGCAACUACAAUAAAAAAAUAGCCAGGCAUUGUGGCGGGUGCCUAUAGUCCAGCCACUUGAGAGGCUCAGGCAAAGAAUCGCUUAAGCUCAAGAGUUUGAGGUUGCUGUGAACUGUGACACCAUAGUACUCUAUCGAGGGCAACAUACUGAGACUCUGUCUCAAAAAAAAAAAAAAAAAAAAAAGGAAGGUAAAAGAAGAAAAUAAUUAUGUCCUUUCUAGGUUGGAUUUAAAAAUAAAUUUAGAUUAUUUUUCUUAUUAGCUAAAAAAAAAAAAAAUUUUUUUUCUUUCUAUUCCUGCUAAACUGGAUUUAAAAAUUAGAUUAUUUCCCUUAGUAGGAUAAGGAAAAAAAUUACAUUCCUUAGCUACAUUAAAAAAAUGUUUAGAUUAUUUCCCAUCAUAGCUGGCUAAAAAAAAAAAUUAAGGGUGGGAGAGAAAAAUUUAUAUAACAAAAAUAGAAAAAAAUACUUAUUUCCCUUUUAAAAAAUUGGAGGGUAAAAAUAUUUUGUUAUAGAAAAAUGAGGUAGCCUCAUAAUUUAUUUUUUCUAAGAAGGCUAUUUCUGGGAACAAGCAAGGGCUCCCAGAUAGCCUCCUUGUCUCCUUUUCCUCCCUUAGCAAUCUUUCCCUCAGGGGCAUCUAUCCUUUCUCAGAGGGACUUGGAGCAGGACAGCAGGGCACAGCCCUGUCCAGCUUUGCUCCACUGGGGCUGACAUAGCCUGGCCAGGACACAGGCCUGUAUAUAUUGUAUCUAUGUAAUAUUUUGUAUAUCGGGGGUAGGGCCACCCCUGUAUCAUACCGGAGCUUAGCGCUGGCAAAUGGGCAGGAGAGCUAAAGCUAAGAUGACUUUUUAAAAAAAAAAAAUUAUUUUUGGAUUAUUUCCAGGUGACCUUAGCUGGACUAAAAAAAAAAAUUGGGUUAUUUCUGUUCUUAGAUGGAUUGAAAAAAAAACUUUUUAAAUUAUUUUGCUGUAGAGAAAUCAAAGCCAGAGGCUUAUAAAUUUAUUUUCUUUUUUUUAAGGAAGCUGCCUCUGGGGACAAGAAAGGGCUCCUUGGUGCCUCCUACCCCAAAGCAGUCCUUCCCUCAGGGGCAUCUGUCUUCUCUAAGAGGGAUUUGGGGCAGGACAGUGGGGCAGCGCCCUGUCCAGCUUUGCUGGGCUGGGCCUAACUCAGCCUGGCCAGGACAUAGGCCUGUAUAUAUUGUAUCUGUGUAAUAUUUUGUAUAUCUGGGGGCCGCUCCCUGUGUCAUACUGGAGGUUGGAGCUGGCAGAUGGGGAAGGGGUCUGGAACUAUGAUGACCUUUAAAAAAAUGGGGAGGAGUUUCUAAUAAUUAUUUGGGGCUGGGAAACUUAUUUAUUGAUAUCAUAGUAGAGAGGAAGGCUACGGGGAGGUGGUUGUGGCAGCCUGGUGAUGCGGCUCCUGUUUAUCUCACUUCUUAUUUCGGAAUAAAUGGAUUUAGCCAUA